Messenger RNA from Anolis carolinensis (green anole), 3556 nucleotides. It is a transcript of the gene exoc1, whose product is annotated as exocyst complex component 1. Bases 164 to 2920 code for a protein of 918 amino acids. The transcript is spliced from 21 exons. The record is from RefSeq and is a predicted model, not a curated record. Gene Ontology annotation, biological process: Golgi to plasma membrane transport; exocytosis. Gene Ontology annotation, cellular component: exocyst; plasma membrane. Gene Ontology annotation, molecular function: phosphatidylinositol-4,5-bisphosphate binding. NCBI's taxonomy places the organism in Eukaryota, Metazoa, Chordata, Lepidosauria, Squamata, Anolidae.
UUCACAAUCUGCAUUGGCUUCCGCUUCCCUGCCCACGCGGGCGAAGCCGGCUCGCCGAUUGGAGGGCGGAGAAUUGGGAAGGCGGGUCUUUCGGGGCUGGGAGUGACGGGCGUCUGUGGAGGCAGCGGAGCGUCCUCAGUCCUGUCUCUGAGGUUCAGAGAAAAUGACUGCAAUCAAGCAUGCCUUACAGAGGGAUAUUUUUACUCCAAAUGAUGAACGUUUAUUAAGCAUUGUCAAUGUUUGCAAAGCAGGGAAAAAGAAGAGAAACUGCUUCCUAUGUGCAACAGUGACAACGGAACGCCCAGUGCAGGUGAAUGUGGUAAAGGUGAAAAAAUCUGAUAAGGGAGACUUCUACAAGAGGCAGACUGCAUGGCUACUUCGAGAUCUUGCUGUUGUGGAUGCCAAGGAUGCCAUCAAAGAAAGUCCUGAAUUUGAUCUCCAUUUUGACAAAAUAUACAAAUGGGUUGCUAGCAGUAUAGCAGAAAAGAAUAUUUUCAUUUCCUGUAUUUGGAAACUCAACCAGCGUUAUAUCAGAAAAAAGAUUGACUUCAUCAAUGUUAGUGCUCAGCUUCUAGAAGAACUUCCUAAAGUCGCUGAAGAAUCGGUUCCAAGUGGAGAGAACCAGAAUGUGGCAGGAGGGGAUGAAGAAGUGGUGGAUGAAUAUCAAGAGUUGAAUGCCAGAGAAGAGCAAGACAUUGAGAUAAUGAUGGAAGGCUGUGAAUAUGCCAUCUCUAAUGCAGAAGCCUUUGCGGAUAAAUUAUCCAGAGAGCUGCAAGUUCUAGAUGGGGCAAAUAUCCAAUCGAUCAUGGCCUCUGAGAAACAGGUGAACAUUCUUAUGCAGUUGCUCGAUGAGGCACUAAAAGAGGUGGACCAAAUUGAAGUGAAGCUGAGCAGUUAUGAGGAAAUGCUGCAGAGUGUAAAAGAACAAAUGGAUCAGAUUUCUGAAAGCAACCAUCUAAUUCAUCUCAGCAACACUAACAAUGUGAAAUUGUUGUCGGAAAUAGAGUUCCUUGUUAACCAUAUGGAUUUGGCAAAGGGUCACAUCAAGGCCCUCCAAGAAGGAGACCUUUCAUCCUCUCGUGGCAUCGAAGCCUGCACCAAUGCAGCAGAUGCUCUCUUACAAUGUAUGAAUGUUGCUCUUCAGCCAGGGCAUGAGAUGCUUCAUGCUGUCACGCAGCAGCAGCAGCGCUUUACUGACCUGCGUGAGCAGUUUGCACGGAGACUGGCGAGUCAUCUCAACAAUGUAUUCGUUCAACAGUUUAUAGAGCUGGAGAAGGGUCUCAGUAACAGGUCCUACUAUCUUUCAGUUUCUGGUCACGACCAAAGUUCCACUCUUGCUCAACAUUCCAUUGAGCUGACAUUGCCCAACCAUCAUCCCUUCCACAGGGACUUGCUCCGAUAUGCCAAACUUAUGGAGUGGUUAAAGAACACGGAUUAUGGAAAAUAUGAAGGGCUAACAAAGAACUAUAUGGAUUACUUAUCCCGAUUGUAUGACAGGGAAAUCAAGGAUUUCUUUGAGGUUGCCAAGAUUAAAAUGACAGGUGCAACCAAAGAAGGAAAGAAGUUUGCUACACUGCCACGAAAAGAAAGUGCUGUCAAACAGGAAACUGAGAGCCUUCAUGGAAGCUCUGGGAAGCUGACAGGUUCAACUUCUAGCUUAAAUAAGCUUACAGUUCAGAGUUCAGGAAAUCGCAGGUCUCAGUCAUCUUCUUUGCUGGACAUGGGGAACAUGUCUGCUUCGGACCUUGAUGUGGCUGACAGAUCUAAGUUUGAUAAGAUUUUCGAACAAGUCCUAAGUCAACUAGAGCCACUGUGUUUGGCAGAACAAGACUUUAUAAGUAAAUUCUUCAAACUUCAACAACACCUUAGCAUUCCUGGAACCCCAGUGAGUGAUGCUGAGGAAGUGGAUGGAGGAACUCUAUCAAGAGUUCACAGUGGCCCACAGUCAAUAUCUUCUGAGAAUCACAUGAUCCGACAGAUGAUGACAAAAAUAUUUCGGUGUGUUGAGCCAGAAUUAAAUAAUCUUAUUGCUCUGGGAGACAAGAUUGAUAGCUUUAAUUCCCUUUAUAUGCUUGUGAAAAUGAGCCACCAUGUAUGGACAGCACAAAAUGUGGAUCCAACUUCCUUCCUCAGCACAACACUGGGAAAUGUUCUAGUGACUGUCAAAAGGAACUUUGACAAGUGCAUAAGCAACCAGAUAAAACAGAUGGAAGAUGUAAAGAUAUCUAAGAAAAGUAAAGUUGGAAUUCUUCCCUUUGUUGCUGAAUUUGAAGAGUUUGCAGCACUAGCUGAGUCUAUUUUCAAAAAUGCUGAACGCAGAGGAGAUCUUGAUAAAGCCUACCUGAAACUUAUUAGAGGAGUUUUCACUAAUGUGGAGAAAGUAGCAAAUGAAAGUCAAAAGACACCACGGGAUGUGGUCAUGAUGGAGAAUUUUCACCAUAUCUUUGCAACACUCUCUCGGUUGAAAAUCUCAUGCCUGGAUACUGAGAAAAAAGAAGCUAAGCAAAAAUACACAGAUCAUCUGCAGUCGUAUGUAAUCUAUUCCUUGGGGCAGCCACUUGAAAAACUAAAUCAUUUUUUCGAAGGCGUGGAAGCUCGUGUGGCACAAGGUGUGAGAGAAGAGGAAGUGAGCUACCAGUUGGCUUUCAAUAAGCAAGAGCUGAGAAAAGUUAUAAAGGAGUAUCCUGGCAAGGAAGUGAAAAAGGGGUUGGAUAACCUUUACAGGAAGGUGGACAAACACCUUUGUGAAGAAGAAAACCUACUUCAGGUGGUGUGGCACUCUAUGCAAGAUGAGUUCAUACGGCAGUAUAAGCAUUUUGAAGGCUUAAUAGCACGUUGCUACCCUGGAUCUGGAAUUACUAUGGAGUUCACUAUCCAAGACAUUUUGGACUACUUCUCCAGCAUUGCACAGUCUCACUGAUAACUGCCAAGCAAGAUAAGCUGGCAAGGUUUCUGAGAAGAAUGUUUGACACUGGAGAUAUUGUUGCUUUGAGAGUUGCCAUUAUAAAGGGGCGUCUGUAAAUGCACUCAUCCUAUUAACCAGUGGCCUAAGCCAAAAUGCUAAUUACUGGAUUUUUUUAAAGUGCAAAAUUGUACAUUUUCAUAUAUAGUACAAUCUUGGUAGUUUUACUUUCCACAGGAUAUUAUUAGUUCUGUAUAUUUCUAGUAUACCACACUCUAUGCUUUCCUAUUCAACUGUAGUUCCUAGAAAUUUUGCCAUUUUAAAGUUGUUGUAAACAGCUAGAGGAGAAGUACUGUAUCAAAGCAUGUUAAUAUAUUGAUGGUUAGGAUAUCCAAGCAUAUGCUCUUCAGAAUAACUUUACAUGACCGUUGUUGUAAUUAUUCUGAAGUAAAAGAAACUACAUCCAUAUCCUGUGGAAGAUUGUUAGUUGUGCUUGAGCAUUUCACAAAAGAAAGUUGACAACUGUUUAUCUGGUGAGACAUCCAAAGAUUGUGUUCAUACUUUUACUGUUAAUAGAAGGAUGCUAUUGGAAGCUUCCUUUGAAACACUGAAAUAACUUAUGGGGGAAAAACAAUAAAAUGCUACAAUUCACAA